Bufo bufo (common toad) is the source of this 1155-nucleotide messenger RNA. RefSeq names its product galanin receptor 3 (gene GALR3). NCBI's taxonomy places the organism in Eukaryota, Metazoa, Chordata, Amphibia, Anura, Bufonidae. Gene Ontology annotation, cellular component: membrane. The coding region runs from base 1 to 1155 and encodes 384 amino acids. Gene Ontology annotation, biological process: G protein-coupled receptor signaling pathway. Gene Ontology annotation, molecular function: G protein-coupled receptor activity. The transcript is spliced from 2 exons. The record is from RefSeq and is a predicted model, not a curated record.
AUGUCUCAGGAUUGGAAUGGAUCAGUAUCAACAGAACUGCCGCCUGGGGGAAUCAUUGUCCCCGUGGUCUUUUCCUUGAUAUUUGCUCUGGGCACAGUGGGGAAUGGUUUAGUUUUGGUUGUACUGCUGAGAAAUGGCCAAACCAAGUACAACACCACAAACCUCUUCAUUUUAAACCUGGGGGUGGCAGACUUAUGCUUCAUACUACUAUGUGUCCCAUUUCAAGCGACUAUAUACACCUUGGAUGGAUGGUUAUUUGGGGCAUUCCUCUGCAAAGCUGUUCACUUCUCCAUAUAUCUGUCCAUGUACGCCAGUAGUUUCACAUUGGCUGCCGUCUCAGUUGACAGAUAUCUGGCCAUACGCUAUCCACUUAAAUCACGAGACCUCCGCACAGCUAGAAAUGCCCUGGCAGCCAUUGCGGUUAUAUGGGCCCUUUCUAUCUUGUUUGCAGGGCCUUACCUGAGCUACUACCACAUCAUUUUCUAUAAUCAAGUGCCCAUCUGUAUUCCCAACUGGGAAGAUCGUAAGAGGAAGAUCAUGGAUGUAUCAACCUUUGUCUUUGGAUAUCUUCUACCAGUACUUAUUCUUGGAUUGUCCUAUGCUAGAACCAUCUGCUUUCUGUGGACCUCAGUGGAUCCUGUGAAGACUGUAUCUGAAUCUCGAAAAGCAAAACACAAAGUGACCAAAAUGAUAGUGAUAGUAGCUGUGCUCUUUUGCAUCUGUUGGCUGCCUCAUCACUUGGUGAUCCUAUGCUUCUGGUUUGGACACUUUCCCUUCAACAGGGCUACGUAUGCCUUCCGCCUUGUGUCCCAUUGCAUGUCCUAUGCUAACUCAUGCCUCAAUCCUAUUGUUUAUGCUCUUAUAUCCAAGCACUUUCGCAAAAGGUUCAAGCAAGUUUUCACGUGUAUGCUCACUCAGAAGCGGGCACGCAAUAAAGUCCACGCAGUGCAGGCUGCAAACACAGUAGCUGGUUUUUAUGCUGGACAUACAGAGGUUACCCAAGUUCAAGAGGAAACUGCUCGUGGUGGAAGAGCAGCAAGAGAAGAAGGUAUUGAGAUUGGCAGCCCAGAAGAAUCUUCUAGCCGCAAAAUGGUUGGAGGAAGUUGGGGGACACGAUUACCCAAGACCACUGGAUUUACAACACAGGCGACAUAA